GAGUAAACAAAGGCGACACACUGGUUACGUCACAGAUAAAGAAAUUGACAUUUUUUCGUGCUAAGAUCGAGAAUAUAAUAUUUGAGAAAGUGUUUUACUUGUAUCGUCUUCACAGAGGGCCUGCGUUUGGUUCACAAUUCGCCGUUAUUUUGGAAAUCACUCCACAUGAAAGUCAAUAGAGGUAUAAGGCCUCCUCCGUGUGGCACGUCAAUCACAGUUACCACGUGGUGCGUCGGCAUACUACGGGAGUGUUCUGCGAGUGUUUUGAUGAGCUCCCCGCCAUCUUGGGAGGAAAGUGUUCUACAUUGGUGUGCAAAAGGACGUGUAGUACGCGAAAUCCACGUCCGAGAUCGGCUCCGCUUGCCUGUGGGAUUCUUCGGGAACUGCUCUACGACAUGAGUUUGGACACCCUGCUUGAAGCCGCCAAAUACAUCGAAUACAGAUCGGAAGCAAAAGCACGUGGCGAAAUCCCCCACGAUUAUCAGACCUUCGCUCUUCAGAGCAAGGCUGUCGCAGCAGAAGAGUACCGGGCCCAGCAGCAGCAGUCGAGGCAACAGCUGCUUCAACAUGCGUCGCGCUGUGACAAUAAUUCGUCGGACUCGUACUCCUCCAAUCAUUUCGACGACGGCAAGGAGAAAAGGAGGUCUGGAGGUGCUGGGACCAGGGAAGUUCACAAUAAGCUGGAAAAAAAUAGGAGAGCUCACCUGAAGGAGUGCUUUGAGACGCUCAAGAGGCAACUGCCUAACAUGGACGACAGAAAGACCUCCAACUUGACCAUUCUCAGGGGUGCCCUGCGCUACAUAACGAGCCUAAAGCGACGUGAGCGGGAGUACGAGCACGAAAUGGAGCGACUGGCGAGGGAGAAGAUAGCGGCGCAGCAGCGGCUGGCAGUUCUCAAGAAGGACCUGUCCCUGCAGCUGGACUACCUGGACAUGAGCGCCAUCCUGCCCGACCAGGACAACGAGACCACCACCACGGCCUCCGAGUGUGGUAACUACAGUGACCUGGACGAGGACCUGGAAGCCGCCCGGGACAGGUCUCUAGCACGGACCUGUCCGUCUCCCACCAGAUCGCCCAAACCGACAUUGGCUUAUUUAUGUGACGCGGUCGGUAACUCUGAAAAUGGCAAGCCAGUGAGCAGCAGCAUUGUGAAUGUCUCGAACAACAAGCCGGUGGCUUCCACCAGCAGCAUGACGUCCCUGGUGGCGAGCUACGGCGGCAGCCACCCCUCGGCCACCACAGGUGCCACCGUCGUGGUGUCCAGCGGCGUCGGGGCGGCACCCGCGCAGACGGUGGUGAACACACGGGGCCUGGCGACCCUAGGGGUGGCACCCACGCCAUCUCUAGCUAACAGCAAGUGCGCCACGGCGUUGCUGGCACCCAGCACCACCGCCAACCUGGCAACCCUGGUCACCUCGCAGCAGGUGGGAGGCCCGCUCCUCUCAAAGUGCUUGAGAGGGGGGACGGUGGGCCACACCAUGGGCUCGAUGCCCCAGGCGGCGACGACGGGCCUUGGCCUGCUGUCGCACGCGGUGACCAACAGCUCGGCCGCGACGGCUGUCCAGGUGGUCGCCAACCCGGUGGGCGGAGUCAAGGUCCUCGCUGGUCCCGCCCCCUCUUCCUCGCCGCCGUCGUCUACCAACAACGGGGGCCACCUGGUGGCCCUGACGGUGGCGCCUGCUGUGUCCACUCUGGCCCCCGUGGUCGUGGCUCCACCCUCUUCUACCCUGGCUGCGAUGGCGUCUUCAGUGGCGCCCCCGAAGAGCCUAGUGCGGACGACGAGCGGGGCGAACGUGGGGCGGGCAGGAGGCGCCGGCACCGCGCCGGUGGCCUUGGUAACAGCAGCCCAGGCCAAGUCUCUGUUCCUGGGGCCCCACGGGGUGGCCGUGACAGCGUCCCCGGUUGGGAGUGGUGGCGUGGGCGUGGCCACGACGGGCGUGGUGCAGAGGAGGGGCCUGCCGCAGGUGCUGACUCCGCGGGCACUGGCCACUAGCACCGUGCUGUCAGGAACAGCGGGCGCCCUCAAGCAGGUGCGUGCGGGCACAGCACCGGGUGGUCAGGCGCUCUCGCAGCUGGCGGCCCAUGUGACCCACGUGGCGGCGGCCUCCUCCCCCGCGGCGGCCGUGGGCCAGCUGCCACUCAUGGCACCCCUCUCGGUAGUGGGCCACCUGCCCGCCCUGCUGAGCCAGCAGUUCCUGUCGCCUGGCGCCAACCUGGGCACGCUCACUGGUGCCGCCUCGCACCACCACCACCACCACCAUCACCACCACCCACACCACGCGGCGGGCGCCGCAGCGGUGGUCAAGCCCCUCGUCGUGGUGAGCCUGCCCAACGUAGUGGCCCAGCCGGCCACGCCCACCAGCGUCGGCACCGCCCAGUGACCCCUCCUCCCGCCUCCCGCGAUUCAAUCUGCCGCCGGCACCCACCGCUGCUGUCGGUUCGGUGCGGGACUCAAACUGCAGCGUUGUUUGCCUCCUUGUUACCAUUUUCACCCACGUCGCCUUCUGUGCUGCUGUGGCUAGUUAGGCGUACCUCCUCUCUCUCUCUCUCUCUCUCUCUAUCUCUCUCUGUCUCUAACUUUUUUUCUUUUUUUUUUUUGUCACAGUUUUAUGGUGUUGUGAAUGGAAUCGGCUGUGCCCUUGUUUGUCGCGGAAUGGCGCACCCCGUUAGCUUUUCAUAUGUGCUCUUUGUACUACCAAUUGUGACUAGUUAGCCAACCUUUCUCUCCUUGCAGCAUACUUUUUUUUUUUAAUUUAUUUAUGAGACGGUUUCUUUCUGUUGCAUAUGAUGCAAUUUGGACAGUCGGCUUCUUUGGCACAACAGACAGAAGAUUAUGCGGUGAGACGUCGGCGUGCAACCGUCUAGCGACCUUUCUCUACCGUUCGGUGUCUGGGUUUCAUCCGUAGCGGUGCCUCGAAACUUCGAGGGCGGUUCGGCCCGUCCUCCGAACCUUCGUCUCGCCGGGCGCUCGGGAACCCUGGCUCUGCGACCUCUCCGUCUUCUCUAGUCCCUCCCACGCAGUGAUUUUGGCCUUUGUGGUUUGACUAGACUAGGUUUGAUGUGGUUGUCGUCAGGUGUGCCUAGCCUCCCUCUGGUGGUGCGGCGUCAUGGCUUGCUCGUCCAGUGCGUCGACUUCUUUCUCCCAGUCGAGCCUGCCGACGUUCGCCAGUCUCCUUUUUGCACUUCCAAAGGAGGAAGCUCGCUAAAUGUCAAUCUAGGCCCGAUUUUUUUCGGGUGGGAACUCCUCGGCUUUCCUGACGCCGUAUUCACGCCAUCGUCACAUUUCCUCUCGUGUUUCGAGACUGUCAGUUCUCUCCACGAAACCCGAGGGAACGGGACGGGACGUGCAGGUCCGUUUGCGGUGUCCAUCGCGGAAACGGGCACGGCAUGUGCUUCCUAGACAUCAGUGCGAACCUUCUCAACUCUCCGCCUUGAUUGCUUUCUAGUCUGUUAUUUUAUUAGUUGUGCUUCUCGGUUCGGAUAACCUCGGUCGGAGAGGAUGCUGUUCGUUGUCGUCUCUGCCCCGGAGGUGCUAAGGAUGCCGAAUCCUUCAGGGAAAGUGCUUUGAAGGAAAAGAAUCGUGCAAAGCCUGCGAGGAAUUUCGUUUAAUUGCGAUAUAAGGGAAGCUGGACUUCUGUGGCGGUGUGUGCACGAGACUAUCUCAAGAGUGGGCGAGUGCGAUGCAGGCAAAUGUAGCAAGUUGUAACCCUCUUUUGUAAUAUUUUUUUUUUUUUUUACUUUUUUUUUGUUUAAGUGAUUUUGGGACGACUUUUUGGACUUUAUUAUUAUUUAUUUUCUGGCAGAAUUGCAAAGCAAGUCUGCCUUUUCGUUUUCGUCUCCUGUAUCGCAGCAGUCUCUCUCUCGGGUUGCUUUUUUGCGUCAUUGGCAAAAAUGGAAAAUCGACAAAGUUCUCUCGUGACUGCAACUCACAUUGACCACUGUUUUGUGUUUCAACAAGACUUGGCCCGACACCUCCUGCUUAUGUCAUUCAAAAUGAUAUUGUAUCUUUGACGAGCCACGUCGCACGUGUUGCAUGCUUUUUGUUAACUAAUGACACUACAUCACAAAACAAAACGAAAAAAUUUUAAUUCAGCGGCUUUUUACGUUUACCACUCUUCCAGUCGAGUAGGAGGCUUUGGGUAGACGGUAAAUGUAGCGAUGAGAACCUGUUAGACCGUAUUCACGAUGCUUUCCAAGUCCGCCCCUUCAAGCUUCGGUGUGCGGGCCGAUAGUUACUUUAAACAUCUUCAUUUGUGAUUGUCGCCAGGUCAGCCCGAUUGCGCACUUUCAUUGUAAAUUAUUCGGAUGACUCUCGGUAUGGUUUCGUUGCACGCGUAAUUUAUUGUUUGCUCCUCUUUUUCCCCUUCUGUCAUUUUUUUUUUAGUUUUUGGAUACAGAGUAGUUUCUAAAAUGUUGCCUCUUCUUUUUCUGCAUAAUUUAUUGCGUGCGAAGGCAUGCACUUGUCUCGAAUUUCUUGUUCACAGGGAGGCGCGCAUGUGCCGCGGUAACGCGUCGCUCAGUUCCUUACCCCCGUACUGCACCUCAAGCGAUCGGAUCUGUUUGUUAGACGGGUCUUUUUGUUCCAUUGGCGCACGUCGCAACCUGGCCAGCAAAGCCAGUCAGCCUGCUGAAUCUCGCUUAGCAAGACGACCGGGCGUCUCUCCCCUCGGCAGGGUGAGGCGUCGAAAGAGGAGGACAGAUUUGCCGAAAUUAGACUGCAACGAGAGGGCGCGGAAUCUUGCCGGUGUCGGAUACGGGCGGAAUUCACGAAACACUCUGAGCAGCGUUGCACUCGGCGGGUUCGAGACGAACCCAUGCAGUAACUGUCUGCAAAAGAAAUCGUCUCCAAAGUGUGUCGCAAAUAAAGGGGGGAAUGGGGUUUCUCUUCUCCGUUUUCUUCUUCUCUGACCCGCAGUGGACAUAGGCCGCUCGUAACCACAUCACCUAAAUUAAAUGUCUUUAUUAACUCGCUCAUCAGCAACGCUCACCUCAUCUCUCUACGGCGGCCGAUCGAGCAAUGCCCUUACAGCACGCUGUGUGUCUGUGCGGUGUCUUUGUUUCUCUCUUUCUCUCUGUGUGCUUGUACAUUCUUGUUGGCAACCGUCGUGCUGCAUUGUUGAAGUGUGUGAUCCCACCUCCUUUCUUACAUUUCCAAAGGAGCAAUAUUAAAUUAUUGCGGUGCCGUUGUAAAAUACCUUGUAAAGAGUAACCAGAGUGUGCGUGUGGCUGUGUGUAUCCGUGCGUGUGCAUGUUGUCAUUCUUUGGCUGAGAGUGUAACUUAUUCGUCAGCUUUUAUUACAGGACGGCGUGCAUCGCUAACCUAUUUAUGAAUGCAGCCCUUGUUUAGGUAACGGUACUGUACGCGUUGGUGUAGACGAACGAAUGUUGACAUUCCAUGUACAUAUUUGUGUAAUAUAAAAAGAAAAGAAAAAAAAUCUUUGUUUACCAGAA
This is a messenger RNA of Ixodes scapularis (black-legged tick), 5451 nucleotides long. It is a transcript of the gene Mnt, whose product is annotated as max-binding protein MNT. NCBI's taxonomy places the organism in Eukaryota, Metazoa, Arthropoda, Arachnida, Ixodida, Ixodidae. The transcript has 9 exons. Bases 396 to 2381 code for a protein of 661 amino acids. The record is from RefSeq and is a predicted model, not a curated record. Gene Ontology annotation, molecular function: DNA-binding transcription factor activity, RNA polymerase II-specific; protein dimerization activity; RNA polymerase II cis-regulatory region sequence-specific DNA binding. Gene Ontology annotation, biological process: regulation of transcription by RNA polymerase II.